Molecule: messenger RNA, 1565 nt
Organism: Salvia hispanica
Lineage: Eukaryota; Viridiplantae; Streptophyta; Magnoliopsida; Lamiales; Lamiaceae
Product: methionine aminopeptidase 1A-like
Biological process (GO): proteolysis
Cellular component (GO): cytosol
Molecular function (GO): metalloaminopeptidase activity
Source: RefSeq, a predicted model, not a curated record
UGAUGAUAUGCAUCUUUCCCUUCCCUUUGUCCAGAGUGAAAAGAAACACUCUGUUUUGAGAAUUUCGCCCAAAAACCCUAGUCGUCUUAUUUUUCUCUAAAACGCACAAUUGCUAAGUUAGAAAAAAGAUGGCAGGUGGAUCAGAUGCUGUAGAAAACACGGGCUUAUCUUGUGCUAGAUGCGGCGAACCAGCUCAUCUGCAAUGCCCCAAGUGCGUACAACUAAAGCUUCCUCGUCAAGGUGCCGCUUUCUGUUCCCAAGACUGUUUCAAGGCAUCCUGGAGUUCUCAUAAAUCUGUUCACUCAAAUUCAAAUUCUUCCCCUGCAUCUGAAAAUUCUAGUGAAAGAAAUUCGGGCCUGCCCAAUGAUGGCUGGCUUUACUGCAUGCGCAAAGGACAAUCUCGGACACCAAAAAUGCCGUAUUUUGACUGGACAGGACCAUUAAGGCCAUAUCCAAUAUCGCAGAAACGUUUUGUGCCUGCUCAUAUUGAUCUACCUGACUGGGCUAUUGAUGGAAUUCCAAAAAUUGAGCCCAACAGUGAUCUGCAACAUGUUGUUGAGAUCAAGACUCCAGAGCAAAUUGAGAGAAUGAGAGAAACUUGCCGGAUUGCAAGGGAAGUUUUGGAUGCUGCUGCUCGGAUAGUAAGACCUGGAAUUACUACUGAUGAGAUUGAUGCUGUUGUUCAUGAAGCAACUAUUGCUGCUGGAGGAUAUCCAUCUCCUUUAAAUUAUCAUUUCUUUCCAAAGUCUUGCUGCACGUCAGUAAAUGAAGUUAUCUGCCAUGGGAUUCCUGAUGCAAGGAUAUUAGAGGAUGGUGAUAUUGUAAAUGUAGAUGUGACUGUGUAUUAUAAAGGGGUACAUGGUGACUUGAAUGAAACAUUCUUUGUGGGUAAUGUUGAUGAAGCAUCUAAACGGCUGGUUCAGUGUACAUAUGAAUGCUUGGAUAAAGCAAUAGCAGCUGUUAAACCUGGGGUGCGUUUUCGGGAAAUGGGGGAAAUCAUUAGCCGGCAUGCUUCUAUGUCUGGUUUCUCUGUGGUGAAAUCUUAUUGUGGUCAUGGAAUUGGCGAGCUCUUCCACUGUGCUCCAAAUAUACCCCAUUAUGCAAGAAAUAAAGCUGUUGGAGUGAUGAAAGCAGGACAGACAUUUACCAUUGAACCUAUGAUAAAUUCUGGUGUUUGGCGCGACAGGAUGUGGCCUGAUGGAUGGACUUCUGUAACUGCAGAUGGGAAAUGCAGUGCCCAAUUUGAACAUACACUUCUGGUUACAGAUACAGGAUGUGAAGUUCUUACGGCACGCCUGCCAUCGUCUCCAAAAGUAUUUCCUUGGGCAAGUCCAUGAUAGAUGGAUUUAUGGUUCAGGGGGUUAUUGGUGAGAUAAUUCAAGCAACAUUUUGCAACUGCUUGAGGAAUGCAGUUUUCUUGUUGCUUACUUGUUGAGAGUGGCAAGGUGUUGUAAUAGUACUUUGUGUGGUGGUUAUCAAAUUUUGAGUUAAAAUUUUCCAAAUGUUUGUAUAAUUUUCAGAAACAGAAUAAGAUAGCAAACGAAAGAGCUUGAAUUUAUGUGGCA